Messenger RNA from Helianthus annuus (common sunflower), 720 nucleotides. RefSeq lists its product as uncharacterized. The record is from RefSeq and is a predicted model, not a curated record. The transcript has 7 exons. NCBI's taxonomy places the organism in Eukaryota, Viridiplantae, Streptophyta, Magnoliopsida, Asterales, Asteraceae. The coding region runs from base 1 to 720 and encodes 239 amino acids.
AUGGCAAAGGAGGAUUACAGACGGGUCAAAUGGAUCGAAUACGCCGAAAGCUACCCAACUGAGUUUUUAAUAGGUGGAAAGUGUCCAGUUACGUUGUGGGACUCUUUUGCUGUUGAUAUGUUUGCGUACAUGAUUGACAAAAAACGAGAGAAAUUUGUUGUUAUCAUUUGUCACUUUUGUACGGUAAAGCUUUACAAAGGCAAGCGUGGAGUCGCCAAUAGUUUUGAUCUCAGUAGACUUUUUAUUGAUAAUGCUGACAUUGAAGAAAUUUCAUCUUUCAAAGAGAGGUAUGCUGCGAAAAUUUCUGCUUCGUCCUCAUCAAAUGAGAAUGUUGGUUCUUAUAUUAUUUCAACUGUGGAAGAUGAGUUCCUCAACAAAGGAGAUUUCAUACUCAUUGCUUUACUUGGAACCAUAUUAGAGAAAAAGAAGGUGUUGGUUCUCGGCACAGUCAUGACCAUAUGCACUGAUAAGCUUUGUUUCAAGAUACCUAUCAGGGUGCAAGAUUCUUCUGGUACUGUUUCAUUAACCAUGUUUGAUUAUGAAGCUUACAAAAUUUUUAAGAAAUCUGCCAAAGAGUUACUUGCUAUCCAAGAUCAGGUCGUUAAUUCCGGAGAGAUACCCAACCCAUAUCCCGAGAUCUUUGACACAUUGGUUGGAAAGAAGUAUGCGUUUGUCAUAAAUGUUACCGAAUAUAACAUUGAAUAUCAAGUAGAAAACUAG